Pyricularia oryzae 70-15 is the source of this 1388-nucleotide messenger RNA. RefSeq lists its product as uncharacterized. The record is from RefSeq and is a predicted model, not a curated record. Gene Ontology annotation, biological process: retrograde vesicle-mediated transport, Golgi to endoplasmic reticulum. Lineage: Eukaryota; Fungi; Ascomycota; Sordariomycetes; Magnaporthales; Pyriculariaceae. The transcript has 2 exons. Bases 192 to 1214 code for a protein of 340 amino acids.
GGGAACCCCAAGCUAAGCUAUCCUCGCCCCACAAAGCUUCCAACCCGCCCUUCAGCCCGCAUUUCAACUUGGCCAACUCCCUGACCCCUAGAAGAGGUGAACAAGCAACAAAAGUAAAAAGGUGGUCACUCUAUUUUUGUGUUUGAACCACACACUCUUUCUGCUCCAAAGGUGCACGACAAUCUAAAGAAAUGACGGAAUCAGCCGACGCAGACGCAGCCGCCGCCAGGGCAUCAGAGCAGGCCCGCCUCCGCAAGGAGCGGCGUGAGGCCAAGAUCAAGGCCGGCGGCAGCGCACGCCUGAAUAGGAUCACUGGCCUUGGUGGUGGUUUCCAGCGUGACCCCAUCCCGACAGCAACAGCGUCAGGAACCGAUGCCGCAACCACCACCGCCUCCCCCACGCCAGCAGCAGCACCGACACCAGACCACGCCGAUCCGGACGAGGUCGACAUCUCUAGCCAGCACUUCCCCUCCCCCAGACGACAACAACAACAGCAACAGCAACCCCCAUCGGAAAUGUCAGAAGCCCAGCUCCGCCAGCUGAUGCUGGGCAUGGACAUGCCACGCGGGGACGGCUCUGCGCCCGCCAACCCCUUCGCCGGCAACCCCUUCCUCAACCCCGGCCUCGGCGGCCCGGGCGGCCAGCCAGGCGGUCCCGAAGACCCCAUGAUGAAGAUGCUGCAGCAGAUGAUGGGCGGACAGAUGCCCGGUGGCGGCGCGGGCGGCUUCCCCGGCAUGCCGGGUGCAGCUCCGCAACAACAACAACAACAACAAGCACCCCUAGACACCUACUCGGCCGCCUGGCGCAUCCUGCACCUGGUCGUCGCGCUGGGCCUGGGUCUGUACAUAGCCCUGACGGGCGCGUUCAUGGGGACGCUCGAGGCGCGGGACGCGGCGCGGCUGGCGUCGGACGCGGGCAUGUCGUCGGCGGACCUGGACGAGAGCAACAACAACAGGGCGCGCUUCUUUUACAUGUUCGCCACGGCCGAGGCGGUGCUGCUGACGUCGCGCUUCUUCCUCGACAGGAGCCGCGCCCCGCCUCCGGGGAUCCUCUGGACCGUGGCGGGGUUCCUGCCGCCGAGCAUGAAGCGGUACCUCGAGACGGCGCUGCGGUACGGGCAGGUAUUUACGACGGUCAGGUCGGAUCUGUUGGUUUGUGUGUUUGUCCUGGGGGUUUGUCACUGGUGGCGGACUAUUGGGGUUGUUGGUGUUUGAUUCUGAAAGAGAUUAUUGAGAGGGAGGGGUUUUCUUUUAGGAGAACGAAUGACCAAUGCAAUUGCAAUACUAAAAAAGUACAAAAAAGUACAUGCUAGGAAUGUUUAUAGACACUGGUUGCAGCAGUAACUCUUAAUAACAUGAUGCGGUAUCACUGCCACUUUUUUAUUCGAG